Macrosiphum euphorbiae (potato aphid) is the source of this 792-nucleotide messenger RNA. Lineage: Eukaryota; Metazoa; Arthropoda; Insecta; Hemiptera; Aphididae. The record is from the annotation of a GenBank genome assembly.
AUGAAUUCGAGCACUGUUUUGAUAUCCAGACAAAAAUUAUAUGAUAUAAUUAAAAGUUCUGGAUGUGAGACUAUUGAUAAAAAAUUUAAUUUGAUAAAAAUCGAAAUAGAAAAACGAGUGAAAAACUGUGAGCAAAAUAAUGAUUUUAAAAAAAAAUUGUCUUAUUUCAAUUCUGAAUAUAAAUCUCGUUGGGAAAAGGCACAUAGAGUGGAAGAACGAUUUAUUGUAGAAAAUAAAAACUGGUUAAAUGCUUCUAUUAAAUUUGUAUCUUUAAAUAACCAGAAUAAUCGUGGUCGUCCAGUAGUGGCAUUUGAGAUGAGUAGUGAACGAAACAAGCGGAAAAUAACUCAAGAACUGAGAAAUAAUACGUCUGUUAAUGUGUUAAGUCAUGCAACACAGAUGAGCUUAAGAGCAUCGGGACAAGUUGAAGUCGCAAAGUUACUGAAGGAAAUAACUACAUCCACUCCCACACGUGCAAGUAGAUAUAGAAAAGUAUUUAAGAAGCAGUCUGCACAAGCACCUAAAAAAUUAUCGGGUGAAGAUGCUCUAGCUGUUAUAGUAGAUACAAAGCUAUCUAGACAUCAGUACAAUAUUAUUUGGACGAGUGCCCCAGAUACAUUUCCAUCAUACAAAGUCGUACAUGAAAGUAAAAAACAGUGUUAUUCAAAACCAGAAAACAUACAAGUAACUUCUACAAACGCAGAAGUUUCUUUACAAGCAUUACUUGAUCACACAGUAGAACAAUUUUUUUUUAGUGCAAAAGCCUGUUAUUGUCUUACUCCGAGAAAAUAA